Macadamia integrifolia is the source of this 1836-nucleotide messenger RNA. Its product is annotated as protein HOMOLOG OF MAMMALIAN LYST-INTERACTING PROTEIN 5-like. Lineage: Eukaryota; Viridiplantae; Streptophyta; Magnoliopsida; Proteales; Proteaceae. The record is from RefSeq and is a predicted model, not a curated record. The transcript is spliced from 6 exons. Gene Ontology annotation, biological process: late endosome to vacuole transport via multivesicular body sorting pathway. The coding region runs from base 319 to 1632 and encodes 437 amino acids. Gene Ontology annotation, cellular component: multivesicular body.
ACAUUUUCCCUAGAAAAUCCACUUGUAUGGCCAAUGUGGAUUUUCGUUGUAAGCCACUUGGCAAGGGUUUAUAGUCUUGUGUGGCCACCUCAGGGCUCAGUGACUGCGUGGCGCUUCAGUAGUUUUGUAAAUUGCGUAAAUCUCGUAAAGUCGCGACUCGCAAUCUUGGAUUGGAGUUCUUUUUCGACUGGAGCCGUAUGCUUCGCUCCACCAGGUACAAGCAUAUAGCAGAAUAGCACGUUUUCGAGUUCGUGCGUCUGUCUGUCUUUGUCCGUCUCUGUACUUGUGUGUGAGUGAGAGCAGAAGAACAAGAGAUCGAUGGGGAGCGAAAACGAGCCCGCGAAGCUCCUCCUUCCAUACCUUCAGAGGGCGGACGAGUUGCAGAAACAUGAGCCCCUCGUUGCUUAUUACUGUCGAUUGUACGCGAUGGAACGAGGAUUGAAGAUCCCUCAGAAGGAGCGCACUAAAACUACUAAUGCUCUUCUUGUUUCGCUAAUGAAUCAGCUGGAAAAGGAUAAGAAGUCAUUGCAGUUGGGCCCCGAAGACAAUUUGUAUGUAGAGGGAUUUGCAUCGAAUGUUUUUGCAAAGGCAGAUAAGCAAGACCGAGCUGGACGAGCUGACCUGAGUACUGCAAAAACUUUCUAUGCCGCAAGCAUCUUCUUUGAGAUUCUUAACCAGUUUGGUGAAAUCCAGCCUGAUAUUGAACAGAAACAGAAGUAUGCUGCCUGGAAAGCAGCAGACAUAAGGAGAGCUUUGAAAGAAGGACGGAAGCCUGAACCAGGACCACCUGGUGAUGAUAAAGAUCUAUCAAUCCCAUCAAGUACACCUACCGCUGCAUAUGAUCUUGGACCAAGUGAAACCAAUUCAAUAAACCAACCAGGACCAGGAGCUGAUGCUUCACCUCAGUUCCAUGAUAAUGUCAAGCACCCAACUUCUACAAACAUUGUGACAUCACCUCCUUCAUACCCAAAUGCUGAUUACCCUUACAACGAUUUCCAUCCACCCCCCCUUAGCAGACAAGAAAGUUCUGCUUACACUCAGGCAUACCAUCAACCCUACCCACAUGAAUCUCAACAAUCAUUGCCAAGCAAUUAUCCUUCACAUGAAACAUCCUCUCAGCCCUACUCGCAUGAAACAUCUUCUCACCCCUAUUCGCAUGAAACAUCCUCUCAGCCUUACUCACAUGAAACAUCCUCUCAGCCCUACUCGUAUCCCAAUUUCCAGUCUUAUCCUAGUUUCACUGAGAGCAGCCUUCCAAGUGAUCCCAAUUUCCAGUCUUAUCCUAGUUUCACUGAAAGCAGCCUUCCAAGUGCUCCAUCACACUAUCCCUCUUACCACCAAGGUUCUGAUACUUCCUACUCUCAUCAGGCAGUUCCACCAGUUUCAGGCUACCAAUCGGCAGCUCAGUACACUCCUAGUAGCGGGAAUGAGAGCAAACAUGCAGAACCUGCCCCAACUGCCCAGACUUUCCAUUACGACAGCAACUACCAGCCUCCACCUGAGAAGGUUGCUGAGGCACACAAGGCUGCAAGGUUUGCCGUGGGGGCUUUGGCAUUUGAUGAUGUGCCAGUUGCAGUGGAGUUUCUCCGAAAGUCUCUUGAAUUGUUGACAAAUCCAUCUGCAAAUCAGUAGUUCUAUUGUCUAUCCCUAAACUUGCAGAAAUGGGGUCUGUCACUGAUGUGUGCGGUUUUGUAUUGUAUGUGUGAUUACUAGAAAAAUGCUGAGUUCUAUCAUCUUAAUACUCCAACAUACAUGUCAUUUGUAAAUUGUAACAGUAAUGUUUUGAGCAUUGCGGCAAGCUUGGUAUAAAUGCUGAGGCAUGCAGUUGGAUAGGUA